Messenger RNA from Astyanax mexicanus (Mexican tetra), 2533 nucleotides. RefSeq names its product phosphoglycerate mutase 1b (gene pgam1b). Lineage: Eukaryota; Metazoa; Chordata; Actinopteri; Characiformes; Acestrorhamphidae. The record is from RefSeq and is a predicted model, not a curated record. Gene Ontology annotation, molecular function: intramolecular phosphotransferase activity. The coding region runs from base 90 to 854 and encodes 254 amino acids. Gene Ontology annotation, biological process: glycolytic process. The transcript is spliced from 4 exons.
UGUGUGUGUGUGUGUGUUUGUGUAUCUCCAGCAAGUCGGUGAGUGACCGGCGGCUCGUGCGCUCCUCCUGCCCGCGCUCUGAGAGCAGUAUGUCCGCCUACAGGCUGGUUCUGAUCCGGCACGGGGAGAGCUGCUGGAACCGGGAGAACCGAUUCUGCGGCUGGUUCGAUGCGGAUCUCAGCGAUACCGGAGCGGAGGAAGCCCGCAGAGGAGGAGAGGCGCUCAGAGAGGCGGGGUAUGAGUUUGAUGUGUGCUACACGUCGGUACUGAAGCGUGCUAUCCGGACUCUGUGGCUGGUUCUGGAGAGUAUAGAUCAGAUGUGGCUUCCUGUGCACCGGACCUGGCGUCUGAACGAGCGGCACUACGGCGGACUAACUGGACUGAACAAGGCCGAGACUGCAGCCAAGCACGGAGAGGAGCAGGUGAAGAUCUGGAGACGCUCGUACGACACGCCUCCUCCGCCCAUGGAGUCCGACCACGACUUCUACUCCACCAUCAGCCAGGACCGCCGGUACACCGACCUGACAGAGGACCAGCUGCCGGCGUGUGAGAGCCUGAAGGACACAAUCGCUCGAGCCCUGCCGUUCUGGAACGAGGAGAUAGUACCGCAGAUCAAAGACGGGAAGAGGGUUCUGAUCGCUGCCCACGGCAACAGUCUCCGUGGCAUCGUGAAGCACCUGGAGGGAAUGUCGGAGGAGGCCAUCAUGGAGCUGAACCUCCCCACCGGAAUCCCCAUCCUGUACGAACUGGACAAGAACCUGAAACCAGUGAAGCCCAUGCAGUUCCUGGGGGACGAGGAGACCGUCCGCAAGGCCAUGGAGGCCGUCGCUGCUCAGGGCAAGGCCAAGAAAUAGAGAGAGAGAAAGAGAGAGAGAGAGAGAGAGAGAGAGAGAGAGAGAGAGAGAGAGAGAGAGAAAGAGAAUAAAUAGUUCACUUUAUUUAUCAGCUUCUAGAUUUUACACUCUAUCAGCACAUGCCCACUAUUGUGAACAAUACUGUUAUAAUAAUUAAAAAACACAGUCUUAGGGCCCUAUCAUACACCCUAUGCAAGGCACAUGGUGAUGCUUAUUGCUAUCUUACUCCCCAUCAACUCUUAAUGAGCUUCUGGUGUAUCUUCACAGCGUGGAUGUGCAGGUCAGUAUCCUUUGCUGAGACUCACAAAAGCUCUGCGCUGUUGAGAUACGAACGCGCCAAAGUCAGAGCUCACCCGACUCUUAAAGGGAAUGAUUACUGACACACUGAUUAGAGGGAGAACAUUCUAGAAUAGCAUUUAUUUGGUUGGAGAAUAUUCCAUAACAGUGUUAAUAAGAGAAAGUCAUUUUAGAGCAUCAUUAAUUUGGAAGGAAAAUAGAUGUUUGUUGGGUUGGCGGGUGUUGGGUUGCCAAUUGUUGUAAUGCCAUUUGUUGGGUUGCUGUAUGUGUUGGGUUGGUAUGUAUUGGGGUGGCAUGUUUUGGGUUGUCGUGUGUUGGGUUGGGUUGCCGUGCUUUGGAUUGGCAUGUGUUGGGAUGACGUAUGUUGGGUUGCCAUUUGUUGGAUUGGCAUGUGUUGGGAUGACGUAUGUUGGGUUGCCAUUUGUUGGAUUGGCAUGUGUUGGGAUAGUGUAUGUUGGGUUGCCAUUUGUUGGAUUGCCACUUGUUGGGUUGCCGUAUGUGUUGGGUUGCCGUGUGUUGGUUUGGCAUGUGUUGGGUUGGUGUGUGUUGGAUUGGCGUGCAUUGGGUUGGCGUGCGUUGGGUUGGCGUGUGUUGGGUUGGCGUUUGUUGGUUUGCUGAUUGUGUUGAGUUGCCAUUUGUUGGAUUGCCACUUGUUGGGUUGCUGUAUGUGUCGGAUUGCCGAGUGUUGGUUUGGCAUGUGUUGGGUUGGUGUGCGCUGGAUUGGCCUGCAUUGGGUUGGCGUGUGUUGGUUUGCUGAUUGUUGAGUUGCCAUUUGUUGGGUUGUAAUAAAUAUAUUACAACCCAUAUUUGAGUGUGCUCAGUGUGAGGACUCUGCAGGAUUAUUCCAGCACUGCUGCCACUGUAUGAACAUUAGAGUGAAAGGCACUUGGCAUUGCUCUUUAGUGGCAGCUUUAGUGCCAGCCGUAUCCAGGCAACGGCAUUCAUAGAGACGGGGCAGCGGAUAAAUUAGUGAUUUUUAUUUUUUACAGGAAGGAGACUAAAUGCACGGCGUUCCAAAUCACUCCAUGACUCACGCUGAGCUCCGGUGUCCUACAUGCCUGGACGCCCACAGUACAGCACUUAAAAUACCCCCCAUACACACACACACACACACACACGCACACACACACACAGCCGGAGAGAUCACAUGCGUUUUAGAGCUUCUGCACUGCUCGAGUCCACUAAAGAUAAUAAGUCUGUGUGUUCCUAAUGUUCUGAGGUAUUAUAACAUGAAACGGCUGUUUCUCCCUGUCUGAUUGUAAACCUAAUUUCUAUUUAAAGAAAAAUGAGUUGAUAAUAUAUUUAUUAUAUGCUUGACUGAAUGGCACUGUCCUCUAGUUUGUGUGCAAUCACUAAUAAAUGUUACAAAAAUCUAAAAACAA